This is a messenger RNA of Anguilla anguilla (European eel), 3548 nucleotides long. It is a transcript of the gene nr2c2, whose product is annotated as nuclear receptor subfamily 2, group C, member 2. NCBI's taxonomy places the organism in Eukaryota, Metazoa, Chordata, Actinopteri, Anguilliformes, Anguillidae. Gene Ontology annotation, molecular function: nuclear receptor activity; RNA polymerase II cis-regulatory region sequence-specific DNA binding; zinc ion binding. Gene Ontology annotation, biological process: cell differentiation; anatomical structure development; positive regulation of embryonic development. The record is from RefSeq and is a predicted model, not a curated record. The transcript is spliced from 15 exons. Bases 185 to 2056 code for a protein of 623 amino acids.
AGAAGGGCGCUGGAGGAGGAAGAAGAAAAAACUCCCAGCACGCUGGCGGAACGGGGUCACGAACUAUGACCUUUCACAGAAGAAAAACAAUAACAAGUAAUUUAAAAAAAAACCAAGAUCUAACAGCUGCGUUGUUUAUUUAAGGAGAGCUGCUCCUGUCCAACCUCAAAUCACAUGAUGCAUCAUGUGGAGAAUCAAAGCAUCUUCAAAGCCACUUUUUCACAUUGUCCAAUCGGUGCAGGCCUCCUCCCCAGACUCCUCAGUGAUGAGCGGCUCUCCACAGCGCAUCCAGAUCAUCUCCACCGACUCGGCUGUCACCACCCCGCAGCGCAUACAGAUCGUAACUGACCAGCAGACGGGUCAGAAGAUCCAGAUUGUCACGGCAGUGGACCCAUCUAGCACUUCCAAACAGCAGUUUAUUUUGGCUGCCCCAGAUGGGUCCGGUGCCGGCAAGGUGAUCCUGGCCUCACCAGAGACACAGAAUGCCAAACAGCUUAUCUUCACCACAGCUGAUAGCAUUGUGCCUGGGAGAAUACAGAUUGUAACAGAUGCAGCGUCGGUGGAGCGUCUGCUGGGCAAGGCGGGGGACGUGGGCCGGCCGCAGCCUGUGGAGUACUGUGUGGUGUGUGGGGACAAGGCCUCAGGGCGGCAUUAUGGGGCCGUGAGCUGUGAAGGCUGCAAAGGCUUCUUCAAGAGAAGCGUUCGCAAGAACCUGACGUACAGCUGUCGGAGUAACCAGGACUGCAUUGUCAACAAGCACCAUCGUAACCGGUGCCAGUUCUGUCGUCUGAAGAAGUGCCUGGAGAUGGGCAUGAAGAUGGAGUCUGUGCAGAGUGAGAGGAAACCAAUCGAACUGCCGAGAGAAAAGCCUGCAAACUGUGCAGCUUCCACUGAGAAAAUCUAUAUCAGGAAGGACCUGCGGAGUCCGCUCAUCGCCACGCCCACCUUCAUCACAGACAAAGAUGGCUCCAGGUCUAGUCUCCUUGAUCCCGGAAUGCUGGUCAAUAUUCAGCAGCCAUUGAUACAAGCAGACGGAACAUUACUUUUAGCCACAGACUCAAAGGCCGAAUCAAACCAAGGUGACCUGGGAACACUAGCGAAUGUAGUGACGUCACUCGCCAACCUGAAUGAGUCCCUGAACAAUGGCGAUACCUCAGAGGUCCAGCAGGAGGAGCAGUCUGCCAGCGAGAUAACACGUGCCUUUGACACCCUGGCCAAAGCCCUUAACCCUACAGACACCAUUGCAGGACAGAACUUAGUGGAGGGUGUGGACGGGGCAGGUGGGGCCACUAUCCAGGUGAUCAGUAGAGACCAGGCCACGCCCAUUAUUGAAGUGGAGGGACCGCUGCUCACAGACACUCAUGUUAGUUUUAAGCUAACGAUGCCCAGCCCCAUGCCGGAGUACCUGAAUGUUCACUAUAUCUGUGAAUCUGCCUCUCGCCUGCUCUUCCUCUCCAUGCACUGGGCACGUUCCAUUCCAGCAUUCCAGGCCCUUGGUCAGGACUGUAACACCAGUCUGGUGCGUGCCUGCUGGAACGAGCUGUUCACCCUCGGGCUGGCGCAGUGUGCUCAGGUCAUGAGCCUCUCCACCAUCCUGGCUGCCAUCGUCAACCACCUGCAGAACAGCAUUCAGGACGAUAAACUGUCAGGGGACCGGAUCAAACUGGUCAUGGAGCACAUCUGGAAGCUUCAGGAGUUCUGCAACAGCAUGGCCAAACUGGACACAGAUGGCUAUGAGUACGCCUACCUGAAGGCCAUAGUGUUAUUCAGCCCAGAUCACCCCGGCCUGAGCAGCACCAGCCAGAUUGAGAAGUUUCAGGAGAAGGCCCAGAUGGAGUUGCAAGAUUAUGUUCAAAAGACUUACCCCGAUGACACCUACAGGUUGGCCCGGAUCCUGAUGCGUCUCCCAGCCCUUCGACUGAUGAGUUCCAACAUCACGGAGGAGCUGUUCUUCACGGGCCUCAUCGGGAACGUGCCCAUCGACAGCAUUAUCCCUUACAUCCUGAAGAUGGAGACGGCAGAGUACAACAGUCAGAUCACAGGCUCCUCUGCGUGAUCCCUGCCCCCCAAACUAUCAGCAAUUAGCCACUGUUUAAAGCUGGCCCCUUUUUUAAUUUAUGUUUAACUUUUUUUCAAAUUUGAAAUUCUUAUUUUAACUUAAUGAUGAUGAUAAUAACAAUAACAAUACUAAUUAUGUAGGCCUACUUACUCUGGUAACCUUUCUCAAAGUUCUGUAUUUAUUUGGUGCAGUUGUAUAAAGAGCCCGGGUUCUAUAAUGACUAGUCUUAUAGAGAGAUAAGUUUAUUUAGUAGUACCGCUCUGCUCUUAUUCAGAUUCCAUUGCAUGAACUGUUAGUCUCCUUAUGUUUUGCACAUGAAAUGGGACAAAUAAUAUUGGAUGACUCUGCCUUUCUUUUUUAGUAUCUUCAGCAAAUGGUGGCAGCGCAGAUAUGUCAAAUUCACCCUGCUAACGCCUUUUAAACUCUUUUACAUCAAUGUGAAAAUUAUUCUUCAUGGUAGGCAAUAUAAGUGAGACGAUAAAUCGAAGUACUAAUUCUGCUUCCAGUAUCACAAUUAGACUGGAAUGUUUUAAUAGGUAAUAUAUGAAUGAAAUGCCCUUGAAUGUCCUUAUUUUGAAAACAUGAAACCAUGUACAUGUUGUUUAUAGAAUACCAAUAAGUGUUUCUUUCUAUGUUUAGAAGGUAACACUUAGACUUACUGUGUGAACUGCAUGUUUAACCUAUAGAAACAAGGAUGCUUUACAUUCUCUGAAACCACAGGUAUUCUGAAUUUAGUUUGUGGGCAGUUGUGAGUAGUUAUGUAGCUGUCAUUAUUUCCGCCAUGCUGGACAUAUUUACUUAACAUCUGCAUACCUGAAUAUAAGACCGACAUUUCUUAUUGAUGUCAGUUAGAUUGGUUUAGUUCUGCCCAUUAAUAAUUUAAAUCCUUGUAAGGUUGUGAUGGGAGGGUGGCUUUGUGAACUCCUAAGUGGUGUGAGCUACCAUUUAUUGUUUGCAUUUCUGUGGUUUGACCCAGUGAGAUUGGAUUUGCUGUGGAAAGCAAAGUUUAAUUGGUCAGUCAAGUGAGUGAUUGACAACUCCUUGUAACCCUGCAUUUUGGGGCUUGUUAAAUGUUACUCAAGCCCCAAUUACCACUAGGUACAAAAUGAAAAGUGACUUUAACAUUUAAUACAAUAAUGUUAUCUAGGUGAAUCAUGUGAAAGCCUAAAACAAAAGCAUAUUGAAUUUGGGAAGGACAAUUUUUGGUACAGGUACUUCAUGGAUUCCAUAAAUGAUAUACUUAUACUUACUAUAUCUUUAUUGUCAUCCUUUUUUUUUUUUUUUUGCAAAUGCAUAUGAAUUUACACAUAAUUGCUUUUCUAAAGCGUGACGUCUAACGAAUAAUAACAGUGGGGUGUAUUUAUUCAUUUGUCCUUAACUUUGAUUUAAAAGUAAAUGCAUGUGUUAAACCUUUUCUUUACCAACAAACUCAGUUUGUUUUAGUCAUGGUUGAACUUGCCAAACUGUGUUUUUUUUUUUGGGGGGGGGG